Cuscuta epithymum is the source of this 3341-nucleotide messenger RNA. The record is from the annotation of a GenBank genome assembly. Lineage: Eukaryota; Viridiplantae; Streptophyta; Magnoliopsida; Solanales; Convolvulaceae.
CCCCCUAGUCGUUUUUUCUUUGAAAUUUCAAGAAGAAGAAAAAAGGAAAUUUUCAGGGUCAUUGAGGAAGAAAUUGUCUAGUCUUCUCUGGAAUCCUUGAAGUCUUCAUUUUAACUGGUCAAACUAGCACAGACCACCAUUCAAAUUAGCAUCUCCUACUCUCUAUUUUCAAUUUCCACAGCACGUUUGAGCCAUUCACAUUGAAAGAUAUAAACACCCGAACUUUAGAUUUAAGGUUUUAGAUGUUAGUGAGGAUUUACACAAGUGUACCACUCAAGGAUUCAGUUUUUGUCAGUUCUUAGCUGAGUAACAGGUUUGUAGUUUCAUAUCGAUGUCAAUUUUUUUUUCAUUUACAAAAAGCAGUUUAGAGGGCUCUAAAGUAGCUUCAGGGUGGGGAAAAUGUUAGUUUAGCUGAGUGGAAUAUGAGAGUUUUGGGGUUAGUUAUUUUAAAGUAAAUAUUUUGGGUUAUAAGUUUAGUUUGAGGGGACUUGUAAUUUGUAAGCAGGUUCUGAUUUCAAGAUUUUUGAUUGAGUGUAAAGAUGACAAGUAUUUUAGAGAGUAUAUUCCCAAUUCAAUCCUGGAAUAAAAAUGAUGAGGACGGAUUUGAUCUUGAGUACUCCAUGGCAGUGGAGUACAGUGGUCCUCCAGUCAGCUACAACAUACCGCAGGUGGUUCCUGUUUUGUUUGACCGCAUCCCCGCAGCAACCGUGGUUACUGCUUCUUUAUCAAACAGUCAAAUUUUGUCACUUCCAGUUAUUCAACCAAUAGUUAACAAAAAUUAUUAUUCAGACAAAGAAGGGAUACCAGAGGCCUUCUCACAGUCUGCAGCUAAGGUUUCUUUGAAUUCUGUCUAUGGUGAUGACUAUGCCUCUAAUAAAGGGUCAGGUUGUCUUGAAAGUUCCGGAACAUUGGGCUUUUCUGAUGAUAAUGAUGACUCCGGUGAGAUUUUAGCGAGCUCGGAUGUUAUAAGUUGCGAAGAGGUGGAAGAGAGUACACCUAUUGAGUUUUUUACAGAAACUCGAUCAAGUAGCAAUGCGAAUUAUGCGACUACUUCAGAAAGUGAUGAUGACGAUGGUGAUGAUGAAGCAGUUAUAAGUUUCCCGGAAAAGUCUGUAGUGAUAAGUGACUCAAAGAAGUGUUUUCGGUGUCACAAAAGGAACAUGUUCAUAAAGAAGGAAGUUUGUUUGGUUUGUAAUGCAAAGUAUUGUGAUAGAUGUGUUUUGAGAGCAAUGGGUUCAAUGCCAGAGGGCAGAAAAUGUAUCACUUGUAUUGGUUUUAGGAUUAAUGAAGCAAAGCGUGAUUUGUUGGGGAAGUCUUCUGCAAUUCUUAAGAGUGUACUCACAGAUGAGGAGAUUAAAAGGAUCAUGACACAGGAGAAGUCAUGCAAAGCUAAUCAACUCCCUUCUAAUCUUGUCACUGUGAAUGGUAAACAUCUUUCCACGCAAGAGUUGGUUUUGUUGCAGAGUUGUCCACAUCCGCCUAAAAGGUUGAAGCCCGGGAGGUAUUGGUAUGACAAAGUUUCUGGAUUUUGGGGAAUGGAGGGUGAGAAACCUUGUCAAAUUAUUAGUGACGAGCUAGUGGUUGGUGAAAAACUCAAGAUAAAUGCUAGCAAUGGGAACACUAAUGUACUCAUAAAUGGGAGAGAGAUUACAGGAGCAGAGCUACGGAUGUUGAAGAUGAUUGGAAUCCAUUGUGAAGGGAGCACUCACUUCUGGCUGCAGGCUGAUGGCACUUAUCAGCAAGAGGGUAUGAAGAAUGUGAUGGGGAAUCUUUGGGAAAGGACUGGGAUCAACAUAGCAUGUGCCUUUUCAUCAUUGCCAACUCCACCUAAGCCUUCAAAUUCUAGCAGACGAAAAAGCGACUGCGAGACAGAUAUGGUUAGCCAUAGCAGCCAAGCUCAGAGAGCUAUUAGUAAGCUGCUACUUGUCGGUUGUGAUGGAUCAGGGACAAGUACUAUUUUUAAACAGGCCAAAAUUCACUAUAAUGUUCCUUUCAAGGAAGACGAGCGUGAAUGUGUGAAAUGCACAAUCCAGAGCAAUUUGUACAAGUAUAUUAGUAUAUUAUUUGAGGGCCGUGACCAAUUUGAAGAAGCCUAUCAAAUUGAAUCAAGACGAAAAUGCAUAGAGGGACUCAGCCCUUCAGAUGACGUUGAAGAGAAUAUUUACUCAAUCAGUCCACGACUUAAAGCAUUUGCUGAUUGGCUACUAGAAGUUAGGAUGUCAGGAAAUUUGGAAACCGUUUUUCCUGCUGCUACUCGUGCAUAUGCACCUUUGGUAGAGGAGUUGUGGAAGGAUAAAGCAUUUCUAGCCACAUAUCAACGUAGAAAUGAAUUGCAUAUGUUACCUAGAGCUGCUAACUAUUUCUUAGAUCGGGCGGUCGAGAUCUCUAGAGCUGAGUACAAGCCUUCUAAUAUGGACAUUUUGUAUGCCGAGGGUUGUGCUUCCGCAAAUGGGGUGGCUUCCGUGGAGGUUUCCCUUCCCGAGCUAUCUAAAGAUUUCUACAUGGAAACUACAGAUCAAGACGACUCCUUGAUAAGGUGCGAACUCAUUCGGGCACCCGCUAGAAGCCUGGGGGAAAACUGCAAGUUCUUGGAGAUGUUUGAAGGCACUAACAUUGUCCUAUACACCGUUUCCCUGACAGACUACUUUGAGUAUAUAGAAGACGAUAAUGGAUCUCUCAAAAACAAGAUGCUAGAAAGCAAGAAGCUCUUUGAGAGCAUCGUCACUCACCCUCCUUUCACCCAAAAGCAAUUUCUUCUAUUCCUCACCAAGUUUGAUAUUCUAGAGGAAUCGAUAAAACAGUUCCCUCUGAAUAAAUGUGAGUGGUUCCGGGACUUCAACCCUGUAAUCAGCCAGCAUUCCCACAAAAACAGCAACAACCCAUCUUUGGCACAACGUGCAUUCUAUUAUAUCGCUUCCCAAUUUAAAGCGACAUAUAAGAAUCUUACAGGACGGAAGUUGUACGUAUCGCAGCUUACGGGGAUCAAUGGCAAAUCGGUCGAUAUAGCGCUAAAAUAUGCCACUGAGAUUCUUAGAUGGGAAAAAGAGAAAGAUACUGUGUUGAAUGAAUGUGCUUUAGAGAUCACAGAGGUUACCACAAGUGUGUAACUUUAAUUUCUCCCCUCUAUAUAUACAUGAAGAAAAUAUGUCCAGUAAUUGAAAUGGUAAUAAUGCGCCUGGUGGUGUACCUAUAUAUAUACACACUAAAAAGCUCAGCUCUGAUUUGUAGUCUGUACUGUAACUAGUAAAUUAAAAGUUGUGUUCCAUCUUGUAAAUGUACGUUUUGCCAAUUGAAUCAAUUGUAUAUGAUGAUAUUUUUUGUCUAUUUGUUCUAAGUUUUCU